This is a messenger RNA of Nezara viridula (southern green stink bug), 315 nucleotides long. The record is from the annotation of a GenBank genome assembly. NCBI's taxonomy places the organism in Eukaryota, Metazoa, Arthropoda, Insecta, Hemiptera, Pentatomidae.
AUGUCUAGCAUGAUAAAAAGUGACCUUAGGAUGGCUGCAUUUCGAAGAAUGACAGGACAAAGGCUAACCAUUUCCCUAAAAAAAAUUAGUUUGGAUAGAUGCAAAGUGCUCCUUGGCCGUUACACCAAUGGUCUUCAUCGAAAGCAGGAUUCCUCUCCAGCUCACAAAGUCAGCACACAACUCAGCAGUGGCUGCAAAAGAACAUUCCAGAGUUCAUCUCUGCCUCGGAUUGGCCCUCAGGAAGCCCUGAUCUCUACUAGAUUAUCGACUUUGGUCCGAACUGGAGAAGAUGGCAUGCCACAGAGCACACCCUAA